This is a messenger RNA of Conger conger (European conger), 3595 nucleotides long. It is a transcript of the gene abrab, whose product is annotated as actin binding Rho activating protein b. NCBI's taxonomy places the organism in Eukaryota, Metazoa, Chordata, Actinopteri, Anguilliformes, Congridae. Gene Ontology annotation, biological process: positive regulation of Rho protein signal transduction; positive regulation of transcription by RNA polymerase II. The transcript has 2 exons. Gene Ontology annotation, molecular function: actin binding. The record is from RefSeq and is a predicted model, not a curated record. Bases 118 to 1368 code for a protein of 416 amino acids. Gene Ontology annotation, cellular component: sarcomere.
CCACAGCAUUUAAAAGCAAAACCGACAAACAAAACGGUAAAUUGUAAAAAAAAUAAAUAAUUCAUCCUGAGGAAGGGAGGGUAUGAGCAUUUUUCGUGAGCAUUUCGUUGAAAAAAAAUGUCGGAGCUCCAAACAAGCAUGAUGGUGAAGAAGCUUUCUGUCAACAAGAACAUCAAGAAGCUGCGUAAGGUCAGCCUUGUGUGCAGAUUAGCCAACAGCUGGCAACAUUGGAUUUCAGAGAACAAGGAGAAGCAGGCCAGCGAGCCCUCUGGCUGGACUCCUGAAUCAGACAAGCAUGUGUCACGAGGACAAGGGAGAGCGGGGCCUUCAGAGAAGAGGGCCCGGCCGAGUCAGAGCACAACCGCCACCACUUCAGCCCCCACCAGCACCACAUCUCCUCCCCUGGAGCCCAUCGCCAAGAUCCCAGAAGACGAAAAUGUCCCUGAGGAAUCCACGAUCAAAAGCAAGCAGGUGGUUACGUCAGUACCAAGCAGCGUCCAGGAGAAAGAGAGGGGUGUUGGGCUCCUCUCUAAUCAUUACAGCAAAGACGCAGACGAGGUAGACCGGAUACUGAACGAAAAGAGCUCCCCGACCAGACGGAAGAAGUGCCAGAACUUGGUGUCAGAACUGACCAAGAGCUGGAAGGAUGUGGAGGAGCAGCAGAAGGCAACACAAGAUCUGGAAGGACAGGGAGCUCAGGGUGUCAACACAGACGACAGUGGCUUCUCAGAGGAAAAUAGCCUAGAGACCGGGGCUGCCUCAGCUACUCCAGUUCAGACAGAAAACCCAGACCAAGAGAGAUUGAAAGAAAGCAGUAGAGACACAGUUGACCAAAUGUCAGAGCCAGAGUGCCCUGCAAGGAUCAAAAGACCCUCCACCACAAGGAUAAACAAGGAUAUUGAUGAGGUUAAAAAGAUCAGUGUUCUCUCCAAGAAGUAUAGCCCUGUGGGCAACCUGAAGAACAAGUGGCAGAACUGGGCCUCAGACCAUGCCAUCACCCAGAAGCUGAAUCCAUUCAGCGAUGACUUUGAUUACGGAUUCUCCAUGUCCACACGGCUCCAAAAAGGGCAGGAGGGCUACGGGCGGCCGAAGGAAGGGACCAAGACAGCCGAGAGGGCCAGGCGGGCUGAGGCCCACAUCCAUCGCGAGAUCGACGACAUGUGCUUUAUCAUCCGGACAAUGAACGACCCGGACCAGGACGGCCAGACACGGGUCACCUUCGGGGAGCUGUUUGACACAUAUGUGAGAAUCUCGGACAAAGUCGUGGGCAUCCUUAUGAGAGCCAGGAAGCACGGGAAGGUGGCUUUCGAAGGUGAGAUGCUGUGGCAAGGCCAGGACGACCAUGUGAUCAUCACACUGCUAGUUUGAUUGGGGAAAAUCUGAUUGGUAUUGUCUGGCAAGUGAUCCUUGCAUGUUUUCCCAUAAAAAUCCUUACUUAAGUGAGGAAAGAUGGAACAAAAGGAGCCAGAAAUGUGCUGCUAUAAGUAAUUGGAGUCAUUCAUAUUAGAAAAUCAGUACUGCAUUAUUAAUAAGAUGACAACUCUGAGCUCACAUUUUUUAGUCGAAAGGUGUUGCUGGGGAUGUGCAUUGAUGUUUGUAUUAUUGCUAAUUUAUUUAAAAAUCAGACUGAGUGAGGAACAUGUUUAGCAUCACAAUAACUCUUUGUUACGUUUGAUCUUGUGGCACUUUCUUUCCCUUGCAUGUUGGAGGUAGCCAUUGCUAAUAUCCGUCAAAGGUUUACAGAAUGUAGAUUUUCAUUUGUAGAACGCCAUAUCUUAUCAAAAACGUGUUUCACGGAAAUGCUCCUCUGAUAGCGCAGAGAUGGAAGCAGGCUCCAAGAAGACUCUUCCAUGAUCACACCCAGCCUUUAGAUGUUUAGAGAUAAUGAGAUGAUUGAAUGAUAUAGAUUUUCAGGCCAUGAAAGGUUCUUCAACGUUUGUGACAGAAAUGUUAGGUCAGUCACUAAGAGGAGCAUGACCUUACAGCCUCACUUCAAGUGUCCCCUCACAAAAAUAGGAUGGUAUGGCUACAUAGUUUUAUAUAUUUUUUAUUAAUUCAUUGAACUAAUUCAGCCCAUUUUGAGCAUACAGUGCAGUCCAUACUCAUUUUGACACUUUUGUAACAUUUUUAUUUUACAACAUAGGCUUACAAUUCUAAUUUGAUCUGACUGCAAGGUUAAUUUUCCACCCCUUCGAUACCUCUUGACAUCUUGGCUUCUAACACAUGUGGCCAGCCCAUGUAGAGCUGAGGGGUGCUACAAUGCUGUGCACAAAAACAAAACUACAAUACAAAACCAACAAGAGAUAGGCAGAUGAGAAUGAUAACUGAUUGCUGAUACAUAAAGGCUCUUGGUUAUGUCUUGCAAUUGCGAUUUCUACUUGAAAUGAUCAAAGAAGUGCAGAUCGCAUCGUGCAGAUCUCACCUUGCAUGUCACAACUUUCGUGAAAUGAGUCCAAGUACUGCAAACACAUCUAAUGCCCGAAAGAUAUCCAGCUCAAAAUUGAGUAGAUAUGCUAAGAAGAACAGCAGGGAAGUGGAGAUACUGUUCCAAAACAAACAAAAAAUAAUCAAGGGCAGGGUAUAUGGUAAGACAAAUGACUGUAUGUGUUCUCCUGCAUUUUGUAGUCCAAUUGUAGGUUAUUGGCUGCUACAUUUGCUCGUUUUCAUGAAUGUUUUGUUUAUUAGUCCAAAUGUUUUUUUCCCGCAACAAAAUGAAAAUGUGAUAUUUAUAAAGUUUAUAACUAUUCAUAUUAGGCGGUUUUAUUGUAGCCUGUACUACUUGAAUAUAUUUUGUCAGACUUAAAACAUUUAUACAAAAUGCAUUGAAACAGAGAUGGAAGAAGAAAGGAGAUGCUAGUCAUACAUAUGGCAAAAUAUUGUGGUGGGUUCUGGGGCUGUUAUGUUUCCACCAUAUCAGGCAAUUUUGGCUGACGCUGGGUACCUCUACCACAAGGCUGAUACUUCGCCGUAGGUGGACUUUUUACCAAGACAAUGACCCAAAGCAUACCUCAAAAUCCACACAGAAAUUGUUCUGUGACAACAAAAUCUAUAUUCUGCAGCGGCCACCUCAGGCAAUAGGCCUCAAUCCUGAACUGAAGAGGGCAGCUGUUAAGCACAAAUCCAAGAAUGUGAAGGAUCUGCAUAGAGGAAAGGUCAAAAAUCUUUCCAAAUAUUUGCCAGAGGUGGAUGCACUAAACCAGGGCUGCCAAUAAUUAUUGAUUUUGGUGAAAUCUAUUUAUUAAAUUAAUUUGAUUUUGCUUAGUUCCAUUGAAACGUGAAUAAAGUACAGCAUUUUUCACAUGUUCAGCAUUUUGAGUUUCUUUCAGUAAUCAUAUUGUUGUUUAUUUUUUCUUGUUUUUUUGUUUUUUGGGUUGGGCAUUAUCAGUCAAUAAUUCUGGAGCCCACAGUAAACUUCCUAUUUCUAUGAAAUAAAUUCAACCAACUGAACAGACUUCACUUGUUUUUAUGGUUAAGGUCAUUUCCAUGGUAACUAGAGUUACAUAUAAUGGGACGUUGGCUUCAUUGUUAUGCUGGUAUUUUAUUACCAAGUGUCCCUGAAGGCAGAUUUUCACUUUAGUUAUUUAGUUUUUCAGAA